This is a messenger RNA of Varanus komodoensis (Komodo dragon), 3373 nucleotides long. RefSeq lists its product as uncharacterized. The transcript has 6 exons. Lineage: Eukaryota; Metazoa; Chordata; Lepidosauria; Squamata; Varanidae. The coding region runs from base 3 to 1013 and encodes 336 amino acids. The record is from RefSeq and is a predicted model, not a curated record.
AAAUGGAUUUGAGUUUUUCUUUUCCAUUGCCAUGCAUGCUGAUGAUUCUGACUAUAAUUAAUGGCCAGGAUUGUGCUGAUAUAAUCCGAAUUUCUGGGAACGUUGGUGGGAAUAUUUCCAUCCCUUUGGAAAUUCACAAAGAAAGCUAUAUCACAGUCUUUAAAGAGGCAGACUGUACUUUCUCAAGAAAUGUGAGCAUGGAUGAUUGUGAAGAUCCUAUGUGUCUGAGGAAUGGAAACUUGGAGAUGAUUAAUUUAUCAGAAGAUGAUGAAGGAACAUAUAAGAUUACAGCUGGAAAUGACAGCAAAAUUUUCUUACUUAAAGUAUGUGAGCUGCCUCCGGUUGUUCAUAUUCAUUGCUUAGCUGAUGGAAGAGCCAACCUAUCCUGUGACAUAGAUAAUAAGUCUAAUCGCAGUGUUUACUGGACUCUGAAUGAAAGGCGUCUGAAUGAUUCUAAUGCUUGUCAGAAGGAUGCUGGCAAGAGGAUUAUUUUAGAAAAAGGAGUACAUGGAAAGUUGGUUUGCCACAGAAGCAACACCUGCAACAGUUCCUCCAUUGAGGUCUUGUGUAAUCAUGGGGACCUGCUACAGCACCCACUCUUCCUGUAUAUUGUAGCAGCAUGUGGAGCCGGGGCACUCCUUCUGGCCAUCAUUGCCUCACUGAUCACAUGCAGCUGCAUGAAAAGCAAGCAUCAUUUCACUCCUGUGCCUGCAGAAGAAGAGAAGGAUGAAGGACUAACUCUGUCUGCCAUUUCCAGUGAAGGACCAAAGAGUCCUCCUAAUGGAGACCACUGCGAAGCUACCGAAGUUCUUAUUGACAGUAGCCCCAAUACUGGUCUUCAGACCAGUGAAAGUUUUAAACCGGAGCCCAAGAUGGAUCCAAAUAUUGCAAUGGGACCUGAGGUGGAAUCAGAGCCUAAAACAGAGGAAAUGGCUGAGACAGAGUUUCAAGAGGUUGACAGCGCAGCUCUGGAAACUGUGGAUGACUGUUUCCCUGAUCCUAUUGAUGCUUGAUCAGAUGUGCUCUCCUUUAUGCCUUUCUACAGAUUAGGGCAUUGGUGUUUCUUCAUUCCAAGCUAUCUCAGAAUAAUAGUGCCCUGUAUAAUUGCCUACCUUCAAUUAGCCAAGCCUGCAAACCCACAUAAAAAUAGUCUACACAAAACAAUGUGCUCCUACUUUGAAAAGAUUUAGAAUUGAAUAUGAGAAAACUAGGUCUCGUUGCAGAUUUUUGUGUUCAUAUGAUCCAAAUGGUUCCUCCUUUGCUUCCAUGUCAGUGUUCGGUCAUCUUGGAUCCUUGAGAUUCUUGGUUCUGCCAAGCAUGAGCAGGAGGACACACAACUGAUAAAUACCAUAGGGAAAUUCCAAAGCAUUGUAUACUGGUCAGAGGCCCCUAGACAAUUCCAUAGACAUUUUGAAUAGCAUCACUGAGAUGUUUUGCUUUUGCAGAAUCUUGUGGUUAAAAGCAGUAUUGUCCAUCAUGCUGGGUGUUUACAUGAACCAAAGUUGAUCCUUAGGCUUUAGGAUAAGGUAUCUACAGAUAGGUAAGGUAUCUACAGUAGGUGUCCUUAACCUGGAACAGAUGAGGGAUGCAGAUAAAGGAUAUUCUUGGACUGCCUCUGACCUUCUUGCAUACUAUGUGCAAAGUGGAGAUGGUGGCACCACUUGGACAGUGAACCCUUUGCCAGGCUGAGGGCUCAGAGAUACAUCCAACCUCAUUGCCUAUUGGAGUCAGUACUGACAAGCAUUCCUCUAGUCCCAAAGUCUCUCUAUGUGGGGGGGGGGUGCUUUUUUAAAAACUAGUUUUAAAUUAUUAUAUUCCCCUCAAAGCCAUCACAUUUCACCCAUUCUUACUUAGCAGAAGGAAGAGAACCUCUGCCCUCACUGCUGUAUGCUCUUUUGAAGGAGAAGCCAAAAUAUUUUCCUGUACAUAUUCAUGCUCACAGUAUGUUACUGGCAGGUAGUUUAGGACAGCGAGAGUUGUUUUGUCUUUAUUUUGUUGAUGAGGUUUUCAUCAAAAAUUGACUGCUGGGCUAAGCAAUUGAGUAAUUCGUAACCAUUUAUCCUGUUUUUUUAAUGUUCUAAGCAGUUCACACAUACUGGCAUUAUAAAAGACAAGCAGGUGUUUCAUUAUUUUGCUUGUCUUCCUUGUGGGCAUGCUGGCAGCUGAUUCCCAAUGAAAGGCUCGAGAAAUUCAGACAGCUUUACCCCUGUUGUGAGAGGACUGCUGUGGUCCUUAGCUAGAUAUAAUGGUUUAGCUGCCACCUGAAACCCUGCAAGCAAGUACAUGGAGGAGAAGCCUAUCAAUGGCUAUGAGAGAGAGAGGAUGAUUAUAUGCUAUUCCCAGUAGUGGAGGCAGUAUGCCUGGGAACAUGAUGGGAAAGCCCUGUCGGCACCCACUGGCCACUGUGUGAACAGAAUGCUGGACCAGAUAAGCCUUUGGUCUUACCCACUGGGGCGCUUUUAAUGUUCAUAAGUACCUUAAAUAGAAACAAUGAGAUGAUCGUGGUAUCCUUUGUCAACUUUGCAGUCUGAUUAAGCAAAUGACUUUAAUUUUAUUUAGGUGGCUGGAUUUCAUGUGACCAUGAAUAUCAGUAUAAGGCUUGGAACUGUGACUUGAGCUCUCGCCACCAGAGAGGAAGGAGCAUGUGAUUUCCUCCUGCUUUGAAUGCCAUGAAAAUAUAAAUGCAGACUGUGGUGGGAUAUAUUAUAUGGUGAAUUAGCUCUGAGCUUGUCCAGUGUACUUUUAAAAAAAGGCUGAUGGUGGCAGUUGCAGCCCUGAUAUUACAUUACAUUAGAACUUGGAGAUGAAAAGGAAACAAUCUGAGAAUGUCUAAACAAUUGGCUGUUGCUAGGCUGGCAUUUCGUUGGUCAGGAGUCAGAAUUUAUAGUAGGCGCUUAAGUCAAGGCAGCUGAUGUUCAUGUUCCCUCCUCUUUGUGAGAACAUUGCAGUAAAGACUUGCCUUGUCUGCCAAAGAUUUUUACUGCUUGCACCUUGGUGCAGGACCUUCUCACACAUGUUCUUCACAGCUUUAUUGCCAUGCCUGUACCCAUGAUGCUUGUAGAAGGCCUGCCUCUUGAACUCUGUACUGAUCUGAAGUACAGGAAUGGCUAGAAUCCUGUUUUGCUUUUAUAACUGAAAGCUGCGUAUUUACUGCACUAGAGAAGAUGCAUAGAAAGCCAAACCCUAAAAUAGCUUUAAGUACUCCGCAACACAGCUAGAGGAUGUGAUGUCCCCCCCCCCCUCCUCCUUCUUGCUGUACUGCAGCAAUUGAAGCCUGGAAAAUUCAUUCUGCUGUGACGUUUUUAACCUGUGUUCAUGCUGCAGUAGUUUUUUAUGAUGCUGUAUCAAUCUAAUAAAGUGAUUCUUUUAUACA